Scleropages formosus (Asian bonytongue) is the source of this 4116-nucleotide messenger RNA. It is a transcript of the gene dixdc1b, whose product is annotated as DIX domain containing 1b. The transcript has 21 exons. Gene Ontology annotation, cellular component: cytosol. NCBI's taxonomy places the organism in Eukaryota, Metazoa, Chordata, Actinopteri, Osteoglossiformes, Osteoglossidae. Bases 146 to 2224 code for a protein of 692 amino acids. Gene Ontology annotation, molecular function: protein binding. The record is from RefSeq and is a predicted model, not a curated record. Gene Ontology annotation, biological process: canonical Wnt signaling pathway.
UGUAACGGGUUAGCUAGCGGCUAACGGGGCAGCAGCGGCGGGGACGGGGCUGUGCGCGUGUCCGUGGCGGCGGCGGCGGCGGCGGCGGGACUGCGCUGACUCUCCUUUGGGUGCUGCGUUCACACCCCUUCCUGAGGGAAGAAUCAUGAUCGCAUCCUUGUCGAAGGGGAGUCUUCUGGACGUGCUGCAGGAGGGCUUGAACGAGCAACAACUGGCCGCCUACGUGUCCUGGGUGAACGCGCAGCUCCGCAAGAAGCCCGGUCUGAACCCUGUCCAGGACCUGAGGCAGGACCUCCGAGAUGGGGUGGUCCUGGCGCACCUCAUCGAGGUGGUGGCUGGUGAGCAGCUGGACGGCAUACACUUCUGCCCUCAAGAUGAGCAAGAGCAGAGGGAGAAUGUGGAGAAGGUCUUGCAGUUCAUCUCCUCCAAGCGCAUCCGCAUGCCGCAGACCUCCGCCCGUGAUAUUGUGGAGGGGAACCUCAAGUCAGCCAUGAGGCUCAUCCUGGCCCUGGCAGCCCACUUCAAGCCUUCGGCCUCAGCCAGCCACAGGGUUGCCAGCGGGGCGGCGGGUAGGGGCCAGCCUGGGUCCUCGUCCAAUCACCGUCCGAACUCCACCGUGGCCAUGGCUCAGAAUGCAGCAGCAGCACUGGCGGCGGCCCGACAGGAUGCUUCGCGCCCAGCCCGCAGCGUGGCACAGAUGAGGCAGGAGUGGCAGUGCCGGGGUGCGAGCCUAGGUGAAGAGAUUGAGAACCCCUGCUGGAGUGUCCGGGCGCUGGUGCAGCAGUACGAAGGGCAGCGGGAUGCACCGGAAGAAUACCCUGAGACCUCCAGGCCCUCGAGCCUGAGUUCACCCAGCCCCACGCACACCCCCAAGGCAGAGUCAAUCUCCGGCCAGCCGGACGACAAAGGUCAGCUCGUGGACUUGCAGGCGGAGGAGAUUUCUCAGAAAUCAGAUGAUGUGGCGAAGUCGCCCUCCGGUGGGCAAGGGGCAGCACUCGGGCAUGCCGGGAUGCCGGUGGGCUCCGCUUGGGAAGACCAGCUGUGUGAGCAGCAGGAGCAGCUGGAGAAGGAGAUGCAGGAGACCAGGCGCAUGGUGUCAAGCCUCCAGGCCCUGCUGCUCUACGGAUCACUACCCGAGGAUGAGCAGGAGGCCACCCUGAGCCUCGGGGAGGGGGCAGAGAAUGCCGAGCAGCAGCUGAUCAUAAUCCGAAGUCGCCUGGACCAGAGCAUGGAGGAGUCCCAGGAUCUGAAGAAGGAGCUGCUGAAGUACAAGCAGGAGGCCCGCAACCUGCAGGGAGUCAAGGAUGCCCUGCAGCAGCGCCUGGGAGUGCAGGAAGCCUCUGUGCUGCAGCUGAAACAGGAGCUGCUGAGGUCCAACAUGGCCAGGGAGGAGCUGGCAGGGCACAAUGCUGAGCUGCAGAGGAAGCUGGAGGAGCGGGUUCGAUUGCUCAGCGAAUACAAGAAGGACCUGGGACAAAAAGAGCGAUUCCUGCAGCAGCAGCAGCUCAAAGUGGACGAGGCGCUGCGCAAAGUGGCUGAGAGCAGCCAUCAGAAGGCUGGCUUGCAGAGGGAGCUGGAGCACAAGGAGAGCCUCUUACAGGAGCUCAUGAACCACGAGCUGGAUGAGCUCCCAGGGUCUCAGAAUAAUGGAUAUUCCCACCCUGGUAGCUCAGCUGCACCUCACAAAGGGGCGGAGGAGCUGCAGCUGGUGCGUGAUGCCCUACGCAGCCUGAGGAACAGCUUCAGCGGCCAUGACCCCCAGCACCACACUCUGGACACUUUGGAGCAGGGUGUCGCCAGCCUGAUUGACCGCCUCCAUUCCCUGGACGCACGCCGCAGGCAGGAUAGAAGGGGUCGUGGGAAAUCGCCAGGACGCAAAGCCACGUACACGGACCGGGACUCCUGGCCCUCCAGCACCAAGAUGGCUCACUCCCACAGCAGCCCUGUGCUCAAUUCCUCAGUCUCCACAAAAGUUCUGUACUUCACUGACCGUUCCCUCACGCCAUUCAUGGUCAACAUCCCUAAGAGGCUCGGCGAGGUGACGCUCAGAGACUUCAAGGUGGCUGUAGACAGGGAGGGCAACUUCAGGUACCACUUCAAAGCUCUGGACCCUGAGUUUGGGACGGUGAAAGAGGAGGUGUUCCAGGACGAUGCGGUGAUACCAGGCUGGGAGGGCAAGAUUGUGGCCUGGGUGGAGGAAGACCACGGAGAGGGCAGGACCUAAAGGCCAGCUCUCAGACCGCACCCCUCCCACAUUGACUGGGAGACUGCCGGCCGAGAGGAGAAGAGGGUGUUGCACGGGACUGGUAGGCAACGAGACCAUGCAGAUGCAGGCACCGUUCUCUUUGGCCCUGGCGAUCCAGCUAGUUGCUGCAUCCUCUCUUAGUGAGGAUGAUGGGGUGGGUAGUUAUUCCAGCUCCCCGCCACCCACCCCACAAGUCUAGCAGAGAUGCCGAUGUCGCUGGACACACGAGGAACCUCAGCGGUGGGACGCCACGGAUAAAUCUUCAGCCUCCUAACGUGCCGUGUACUCCCCAGCCGUGGCCGUGGUCCCGCAGAUACACUGCUGUCUCUAGAAGACGAAAUACAGAAUACUGAAGACCACUUCCUGUUUCCUGAAUAUUGUGCCAAAUCAUACACAGAUACUCAUCAGUGCAUCUUUGGAAUACUGGUUGUCUUUACUGUACGUUGUGGUGACAAAAUCAAUGACAACAACUGCCUGCUGGCAGAAGGUGUGCGCGAGAGCAGCCUUGAUUCACGUAGCAGUGAUCACAGCUCAGAAGCUGCUCUAAGCUCUUCGGACCAAAGUCAGACCAGUGCACCUUCUCUGGAAGUACUGAUACUUGGGAUGCAAUGGAGGGUUUUUUUUUUUCCCAGAUGCAGCUGUGUUUACAGGCUAUGACCAAACAAUUUAGGUAAGUCAGGGUCACUGAGCUGUGAGUGCUCUCAGUAACGUCUCUGCUCUACGUGCAAACGACAGGUGAGCUGUAGGGUUAUAAUUAGGUGGUCCACUACAGAGGAUCAAACCCUAACCCUACUGUAAUACAAGUGUAAAGGCUUUGGGAAAAGGAAUUGCCUGUAAUCUGCCAGCUGGAGGGAACAGUUGCAAAUAUUGGAAAUAUUAAUUCAGUUCAAAUGAAUAUUGUUAAAAGUGAUGAGUUUUAAAUGUGCAAUGCAGUGAUUUCUUUUUUAACGGUCUUGCAAAUUUCACUGCCAUAGAACUGUACACACAAUAUAAAACUUAAGAUGACAAAAAAGGUACUGGUUGUGUUGAAAGCAGAUGUGGCCCUCAGCUAGAAAGUGUUGCUUCCUGGCACUGACUCCCAGUCACUGAGCACAUUAUUCCAUUAUAGUGUAGAUCAUGGACCACCAGUGCUUAUACUGAAAGCUGGAUUCUGGUGGAGGCUGUGCCAUGGGAUAUAGCCCUGCAGAGUACUCUUGGGGACCACUUAGAAGGGACUCGGGGAUGCGGAAUUGUGGAACACAUCAACGGAUUGUCAAAAUGAACAUUUUUGCUGUCAGGACUGCUUUUAUUGUUAAAUGUUUUCAGGUGAAACAGGGGAUCAUUCACAGCAAUCUCCAGUGGACAUGAGGGAACCAGGAUUUAUCUUUGAAAAUAUCAGAUUAUUUUAGGCUGGGUUUGUGUCUUCUAAGGUAUUUUAGAGCGUAAGUGUUGUAUACUAAGACUACCCCUUGACAAAGCACGGUGAGUGGCAGAAAAUCUGGAAAGCACACUCGUGAAUGUUUUACUAAACUGAUUUGCCAGGCCUUGUUGUGAUUUAUUAUGUAAUUCAACCUCAUUGUGUCAAGCUGGGAGGGGAAAUGCAUCAUUUGCACUGAACUCUGCGCAACAAGGCCUCUAUAACGUUAUUUUUAGCAGUGCUGUGAACUUUUCAGUUUUCCCCCUUCAUGGCUUGUUAAUCACUUUAAAUACCUCUACGGUAUUACAGGGGCUGAAUACUGUGCGACUGUCCCUUCGGUUAUGUUCCUCCCACCGGAGAUGGCUGUGAACCUUCUGCAUGUACACGUGUCAACUGUAAUUUUUUCCAGAAAUCUGUGUUGGGGACAUGAGAGAGAAUUAUGAUAGUAUUAAAAGUGUGCUAUUUUUCAGUGUUU